Chara braunii is the source of this 3756-nucleotide messenger RNA. The record is from the annotation of a GenBank genome assembly. NCBI's taxonomy places the organism in Eukaryota, Viridiplantae, Streptophyta, Charophyceae, Charales, Characeae.
UAGCUCGGUGAGGCAGCAGAGCUGGAUGCGGCUCCAUAUUAAGGAAGUCAUCAGGAAAUGGAAAAGGGAAAAAGCCUAAUUACCAAAUAAAAGGGAUAAACCAACAGGAUUGGAACCUAGGGAACUUAAAUGCCUCGCACUGCGUUUGUUCUAGGGGAUCCUUUGGUUAUGCAGCAGAAGGCAAAUAUGGCGACAGAAGAAGGGGCUGAUAACCGUAAGAGUGAAGGAGGACCAGGCUUAGGAGGCAGCGCCGUACAAAGCGAAGAGGGGCAGAAGGACAGAGAAUUGAUAAAUCCGGAUGGUACCAAAGGGAACCGGAAGGAGAUCUCCUCGGGGGAAAGCUCAGGGAAAGCCGGGGGAAGCAGGCAAGGGACUCAGGAGACCAAGGAGGGCAGAAAUAAGGACAGGGCAAGCCCCCGAAACUCGGAAGGAGCAGUGUCUAAGAAAGUAAGGCUCACGGAUACAAGGCGCAAACUAGCCGAGAUAGAAAAAAAGACCGCGGAGUACAAGGCAAGAUUGAUUGAGGAAAUUAUGACUGGGAACGAAGAGGGCCCUCUGCGGGAGGAACCCCGGGACGAACGGAAAACCGGCCGAGGUGGGACAAGACAAGGGGAUAAAGGUAGUGACCGUGGGGGAACGCCGAGCAAAAGAAGGAAAGAGAGAGAGAACUCUCCGGGGAUGGAAGCGGAAAAGGCUACGACCCCGCCAGCCAUAGAUAGUAGGGCUAGCCUCCUGCCAACCUCGCCAGCAGUAACGCGAGGGUGCGAAGGACUCUGGAGCCUUAGGGAAAGAGUGUUGGGAUGGUUUGACCCAGAAGGAACUACGAAAACCAGGGAGGGACAGAAGGCCGGCAAGGAAGGUCCGGAUAACAGUAUUGCAGGCGAGGCCAGCAGCUCCGAGGGCGGCCUUAAGAAGAUAGUGUCGUCCCUCGCGCGAGCACUAAACAAAAAUCAAGGCUACCUAGUGGAUGCUAAGAAAAAAUUGACGUUUGAUGGGGCAAACAUCACGCAAUUCCUGAUAGAUUACGAGAAUCUGGCUGCGCUGUUGAAAUGGACCGAAGAGGAGAAGAUGGACCACCUGGGGCAACAUGUGUCUUUGAGCCUAGGACGGGACAUAAUGGUCAUCGUAGUCGUGAGCCGGUCUUGGAAAGAAACCCGGGAUGUGAUGAUGAGAAAGUAUCUUGUAGCAGAGAAGAUGGCAACGGAGGCCGAUUUAGCGGCAGACCAGAGGAAGAACUUUGCGACGUACAAUGACUUCCUACGGGAGUUUACUUUGGUAGCACUAAGAAUCCCCGGGGCACAGGUGUCUCGACCCUCUCUUCCUCCCCAAGAAGCUGUGGUUCCGCCAGGUGUAGCCAACCGGGGAUUCGGACGAAGAGAUCCUGCUAACGAGCAAUCCAAGUACUGUACCGCGAGGGGACAUUAUGUGCGCGCGUGCCCAAAGCUCAACCAUGAUAUUCUGAAAAGAAGGUGUACCAGGUCAUUAAAAGGGGAGAUAUUUAGACCACAAGGGGAACAGGUGAACUGGAACUCACCAGGAGGGAUGCGGCGAGCCAUCAUCAUGCUCAACGGGUUAGAAAUAACGGCCGUAGAAGCCGAGCCGGUGGGCGAGAUCAUCUGGGAUCAACCCCGGGGGUGCGGGCCACAGGUCAACUUUAUUUUGGAAAACGACGGACGUGAUAGGUUGAACACAACCACUCGACUAGGGACGGUCAGGAGAAGGAUUAACCGCGAUGCCGUGAUGGAGGAGGUUGCUGGAAGUUCGGAACCCCAAGCAGAGCCUGAGGCCAAGGUACCGGAAAAGGUCUAUGAGAAACCUAGGGAAGAGGAGCCUACAGACAAAGUUACCGCUGCCGAGAAGAAGUUUAGGUACCAAAUCCUGAUUUUAUCCUUGCCUGAGAUCGACGACGCCAUUAGCAAGUUACUAGGAACCAUGGUCUCGGUGUCUUUUCAGACCAUGCUGCAGGUUAGCCCUAGGCUGCUCAAAGAGCUUAGACAAUUGUUGACGCGGCGGCGAGUAGAAAUAAGCGACAACCCCAAAAUACCAGAAAGGGAGAGGGAGGAGGAAGCUCCGCAAGAAGUGGCUAACCUACGGCGAAGUCACGGGGACUUGGAGGAUCUCGAGAAAGUUUUUGCGGACAUUUGUUUGAGGUUGCCCGACCGAGAGGGCGGCGAGGUCAUGAGGUCACCACCCGGGACAAAGCUUAGUUUUCAUGCACUGCCGGUAGGGAAGCUGAAAAUCCAGAUCGGGAUUCGUCAUACCGACGCGUUAGUAGACGGGGGAGCAGAAAUCACUCUCAUAAGAAGAGAUUUCGCAACGAUCACGGGAUGUACGGUAAACAAGGAAGUAACAGGGAGCAUCCGGGGAGUUGGCGGGGAAAUCCCGUUCGCUGGAAAGCCAGAUCCGGCGAAAACGGACAAGAUAUCGCAGUGGUUGACACCGCUGCGCACGACGACGGAGGUAAGGGCAUUCCUAGGCGUAGUCGACUUUUGGAGGACCUUCAUUAAGAACUUUGCCAAGAUUGUUGAGCCUAUCCGGGCUAUGAUCAGGGAAGAAGGAACCAUGGAUUGGACGGAGGAGCGAGAAGAAGCUGUCCAAAAGCCCAAGGACAUAUUGACAUAUGAGACAGUCACCCUGUCCGCGCCUUGUUUUAAUGACGAAGUAGGACGACCCUUCAUCCUAGAGACGGAUGGAGGAUCUUUAGCUGUAGGAGGCGUGUUGAUUCAAAGGGAUGAGGGAGGAAAAGAGAGGCCGACUAGGUCCGAAAGUAGAACCCUGAACUCCGCAGAGCGGCGGUACUCGCAGUUCAAGAAGGAGGUCCUAGCCAUCUUGCACUGCCUCAAGACCUUUCAGGCCUACCUAUUUGGGAGGCGGUUCAUCCUAAAGAUCGAUCCGACGAAUGUUGCAGGGGCCUUAAAGAAUUACAGGCCUAUAGAUCCGACCGUAGGGAGAUGGGUAGGAUUUAUCUGGCAGUUCGAUUAUAAGAUCGAACAGAUUGCGGGAAUUAGGAACAAGGCUGAUGGGCUGAGCCGGGUCUGCAUCACUCCCGAAGGGAUGGAGGAUGCGGAGCCCAUAGAUGCGUUCCUCGAAUAUGAAGGAGGAACUCUUGCGGUGGAUAACGAAAUGAUGAACGAAAAAUGUGCAUCGAGAGAGCUAUUGAUCCGGACUUUGGAGAAGGGGGCACCUGCGGUAGUGGCAGAACUUGAGAAGGACCAGUCACCACUCGAGGACGCAGCAAGGUAUAUCCUGGAUGCGCGAGACAACUUGAGUGGGUUCGUGGAGGCGGUCGCCCUCAAGCAAAAAACAGGGAGGGGUGUGGCGGACUGGAUAGAAGACUUCUACUUGAGGCAUCCGUUCGUCAAGAGGUUUAUAGCAGAAAAUGAGACCGAGUUUGUGAACCAAGAAGUAUUGGGGAUGCUUAAGAGACUCUGCGUACUGAUCAAACUUAUCGAGCCGUAUCACCCUGAGGCCAAUGCACCUGUGGAAAGGGGGCACCGAACCUUGAAGAACACGAUUGCGAAACUCGCAGCAGACCAUCUGGGGAACUGGCCUAGGUAUCUUAAGCAGGCUAUCUUUGCGGAGAAUAUGACCCCUAAAAGGACAACAGGAUGUAUCCCGACGGAACUUUGGUACGGAAGAGAGAUCGAUUUUCCUGUGGAAGCUUUGGUGCCUACCUGAAAUAGGUUAGAUGAUGAUCCGCAAAUGACUACUGAAGAGUUAAUCGAGGCAAGAUGUCAACAAAUCCUUAAGAACGAG